ACGGCCGCGAUGUCUUCGCCAGAACGACAAGAACUCAUUCGCAAUGCUGUCUCCUUUCUCGCGGACCCAAAGACCCAAUCAUCACCACUUGCGCAACGCAUUCAAUUUCUCGAAGCAAAGGGAUUAACUCCUCCUGAGAUUGAGGAAGCUAUCAGGCUAGCAGGUAGCAAUCAAUCUGCACAUUCAAUACCAGUGCAACAGUAUGGUCCAAAUCCUUAUGCACCAGUAUACGGCCCAUUACCCCAACCAUGGGACUGGAGGGAUUACUUCAUAACCUCUAUCGUUACCGGUGCUGUCGCCUAUGGCGCUGUGUCACUAUUCCGAAAAUACGUUCUUCCUCACAUGCGACCUCCGUCUGCUACAGCAUAUGAAGCGGAUCGUGAUGCACUAACCGCUCAGUUUGAUGCUGCUGAAGCUUUGCUGAAGGAAAUCCAGGAGGAGACAGCAGCCGUCCGGGCUGCUGUAGAAGAGCAGAAAGCUAAGGUGGACGCUGCGACGGAAGAAGUCGCAGAGGUGGUGAAGGACAUGAAGGAAGGGGAGGCACGUACGAGAGAUGAAAUGCGGGAAAUUCGUCAAGAGGUCGAUAAUGUCCGUGACAUGCUACCGAAGCUUAUUGAGAAGAAUAAAGAGAGCCAAUCGCAAUCCAUGGCAGAGUUGCAACAAGAACUAAAAUCUUUGAAAGCGUUGCUGCUGAGUCGUGGGCCAAGUAUUUCUAGUGGAGUGUCUACACCCGUGCUUCCCAAACCUUCAAUUCCAGCAUGGCAGCUCUCUGGUGCCAGUGCUAGUGCACCAUCCACAUCGCCUUCUCCGAUUGCUCCUCCACCCACAAUUGUGGUCCCGAAUGGGAAGGGGAAGGAAGUUGAUGUUGGCGAUUCAGGUAGCUCAUCUUCAUCUUGAGCCCCUGUGCCCAUGUAUGUGUUAUAAUAUAUACCAUAUGAACUGGAUUGUUUGUACUCCACUUAAACUUCUCCGUGGAAAUCCUGUCGUUUACUUCCCGCGUACUUGAUCGAGUUUCUAUUAUGAGCGCGUGCGGAGGCUGAGGUGAGCUAGCUCACAGCAUUCAUUCUCACUCUCCUUGGCUACCUCGUGUCAUCACAUACACCCCUCACUCUUUACUACGUCUUCUGCUUUGUCUACAUACCCCUAAACUUGUAAUAUGUUCACACAAUGGCGACAAGCGGUU
Molecule: messenger RNA, 1183 nt
Organism: Somion occarium
Lineage: Eukaryota; Fungi; Basidiomycota; Agaricomycetes; Polyporales; Cerrenaceae
Source: the annotation of a GenBank genome assembly